AUGAAAAUUAAAAUAUUAUUGAUUUUAAUAUUAAAUUUAAUAUUUUUAAAUUCGGUUGUAAAUUCGCAAUAUGCUAGAAAUUAUUAUGUUGCAACCAAUGGUACAGAUUUUAAUUCUUGUGGACAAGCAAUAUCACAAGCAUGUGCAACACCAGUUGGUGCAGUGAAUUCAUUUAGAAUUCAAUUUGGUUAUUAUUCAAGUAAUGUUUAUCAAUUGUUAGUAAACUUUGGAAGUGGAUAUCAAUGGAAUGGUGGAAAUUCAUUAACAUCAGUCUCUCUCAACAAUUUAAAUGUUAGCUUUAUCGGUGCACCAGAUGGAUCUACAUACUUUUAUAAUAGUUAUUCCGCUUUACCAUUAUUUAAUAUAACAAGUGCAGCAACUCAAACAACCUAUAUCACCUUCACCAAUAUUACUUAUGGUACACCAAAUUUUGGUUGUUAUCAUAAUUAUCAAUAUAAUACACUCGCCGCAUCAUUAUUAUUAAUUACACCAGCUUAUUAUUAUUCAGUAAAUAACUAUAUCCUAUUCAAUAAUUUUACCAUUAGUUGUAAAACCAUUGACAUCCCAAUUGUGGCUACCAAUGGUUAUGGUUAUACUUAUUUAGGACCAGCCUCAGAAGAUUAUAAUGAUUAUUUCACUGGUUCCCUUUCAUCCUAUAACCCAAACACUUUCAUAACAUUCAAUGGCAUGUAUUUCAACCAAACAGCAGCCUAUUCGAAAGCUGGAUAUACUUUUUCAUUCAGUUCACAACUUGUAAACGUUCCAUUAUUCCCAACAAGUGUUUCAUUUGUAAAUUGUGUUUUGAUUUUGGAUGAUGUUAAUUUCUUAUCAACUCAAUCAUUUAUCAAUGUUGGUCGUGGUAAUUUAAUCAUUGAUAAUUCCACUUUCAUCGUUUCAUCAUUUUCUAGCAAUCCCCCACCAUUCUUGAAUGUUACAUCUGCUCAAGUCGAUAUCACCAAUUCAAAUAUAAUAACCGAAGGUUAUAUGAUUAGCUUCUUAUCAUGUCAAGGUUGUUUCUUUAAAGCUGACAAUAUCAACUAUACUUCAUUAAGUAUAACAAGCUCCUCCGUACCAUUUAGUUUCAUGUAUGCUUCUGCCUCUUUCUAUAAUUCUCGUUUAAUUUCCUCUCAAUACGGCGGUGUCAUUAGUGCCGUUGAUUCUCAACUCGCCUUAAGAUCCAAUAUAAUUUCUUCUGGAAAAACAAAUUCUGUCAAUCUUGAUAAAUCCAACGCAUUCAUUUAUGGAAAUACUUUCCCCUAUUAUUACAAGGUAAAUUCAUUAUAUUACAAUUCAUAUUCAACUGUAGUCUAUUGUUCCUCUGAUUCUGAAUCUGAUAUCGUCGGUGAUUUUUUAGUUGGUUCUUACACUGAAAAUUGUUCAAAAUAUACUAAAGACUUUAAAUUAAAAUGGUAUUUUGGUUUCCUUGCUGUUGGUAUUGUUGGUACACUUUUUAUUUACAUUUUCCUUGCUUCAACAAUUGCUAUAAUUAAAAGAUGUGGAGGUGGUGAUAAUUAA
This is a messenger RNA of Dictyostelium discoideum AX4, 1515 nucleotides long. RefSeq lists its product as hypothetical. The record is from RefSeq and is a predicted model, not a curated record. Lineage: Eukaryota; Evosea; Eumycetozoa; Dictyosteliales; Dictyosteliaceae. The transcript has a single exon. Bases 1 to 1515 code for a protein of 504 amino acids.